UGCAUGGGAUGUUGUCAUGUGGGCAGAAGAAGACGCAGGCGGGUGGGGGCGCUCUGCUCUCAUUAUCCCUUCUAACCAGAACGCAGGACUCAGUAGCUUUCCAGGGUGCUGAAAGUCGGAGCGUUCCCUCCUCUGUCUUUACUCCGAUCAAAAUAUAACCUUGAAACCAUAUUUCUUUUAUUUUGUCCGUUCACGUCGACCCUCAGUAAGGAUUUUUGUGGACUCUUCUGGUCGAUGGAUGUAUCCACUCGUGUAUGCGCAACAAGAGUGUGCUUUAAUAUUCAUUUGCACCUCUAGGGAAUACUGUAUUAAAAUUCAGGAUUUUAUUUUUUAAUUGGCUUUGGCUGACCGUUUGGACGUGAUAUGAGCUGAUCUAAGGUGAGUCGGCUCAGGGUUAAUUUGACGCAGAGCUACUUUAACAAGGACGUCAUGUCAACACGGAAUCACACGCGGCAAACGCAUGCAGUCUUACUUGAUGUGGCAAUGACGUUCGUAAUUAUAGCGUCGCGCGGAUACUGAGUGGACACCAGCGGUUUAGGGAUGUCAUCCCCUUGAAUCCCGGUGAAUCUUUACACCGCGGUGAAGGAUGGCUUCCGUCCUCUCGGCCGCCUUCGUCCUCUUGUUGGCCCUGAUCGGUCCCGUCGCCACGGUCAGUAACCUCGAGGAUUACGCCGGAGACGAGGCGGAGCGGACGGCCGGUGAAAACCUCGUGUUCGAUGACUACCGGGGCAAAGGGUGCGUGGACGACAGCGGUUUCGUGUACAAACUCGGGGAACGCUUCUACCCAGGCCACUCCAAUUGCCCCUGCGUGUGCACAGAGGACGGGCCGGUGUGUGACCAGCCCGAGUGCCCCAAACUUCACCCCAAGUGCACCAAAGUGGAGCACAAUGGCUGCUGCCCCGAGUGCAAGGAAGUUAAAAACUUUUGCGAGUAUCGAGGGAAAACGUACAAAAUUCUGGAAGAGUUUAAGCCGUCACCUUGUGAAUGGUGUCGCUGCGAGCCAAAUAAUGAGGUCCACUGUGUGGUGUCCGACUGCGCUGUCCCAGAGUGCGUCAACCCUGUCUAUGAGCCGGAGCAAUGCUGCCCCAUCUGUAAAAACGGUCCAAAUUGCUUCGCUGGCUCGACCAUCAUCCCAGCUGGAAUUGAAGUAAAAGUGGACGACUGCACCAUCUGCCGCUGCCACAACGGAGAUUGGUGGAAACCGGCUCAGUGCUUGCGGCGUGAGUGCCUCAACGGCCAGUCAUCGUAGAGAGACUCCAGUGGGGACUAAUGCACCAUUUUAUAGGUUCUGGAAGGAGCACAAUUCUGAAACAACCAGAAGAGGAACACUGUACAGAUACUGUCAGAAGCGUAGUGUGAUUCCACAGUUGAUGAUGGUUAUGAUGAUAGUGGUGUGGCUGUCUCCGGUCUUUUCCCACAACUUUUCUCUAAUAUGUACAGGAUUUGACUUGCUGCUGUCAACAUUUAAGAGUUGAACUUUCUUCACCGUGGGCAACGUGAAUUAAUCAUAAUGUUUGUUUUUGUUGUUCCUGUCAGACACGACCUAACAGCAGGAAAAGGGACUGCAAGCACAUGUCUGUGCUAGUUGUUUUUUCUCUGAGGAGGAUUAAAACACAUUGUCACAAAUUCACUUGAAAAGCUUGUUUACAGGAUGUACGUCACAUUGAAAUGUGUAUUUCCAAUUACGGUUUGAAUUCACCUACUGUACAACACUGAUUGAUGCUAUUGUUCAUUAAAUUAGAUUGUAUUGAUUUCUGCUGAGUUGCAACAUAACAAAAAGUAUUAAAUGUGCCCUUUUAGGAAAAAAAAAAAAAAGUUGCAAAAUCAUAUACUGACAAACAUGUUGAGACAAGUUAAGGCUAGACUUAUUAUGU
Messenger RNA from Corythoichthys intestinalis (scribbled pipefish), 1874 nucleotides. Its product is annotated as von Willebrand factor C domain-containing protein 2-like. Bases 587 to 1249 code for a protein of 220 amino acids. Lineage: Eukaryota; Metazoa; Chordata; Actinopteri; Syngnathiformes; Syngnathidae. Gene Ontology annotation, cellular component: AMPA glutamate receptor complex. Gene Ontology annotation, biological process: negative regulation of BMP signaling pathway. The transcript has 4 exons. Gene Ontology annotation, molecular function: protein binding. The record is from RefSeq and is a predicted model, not a curated record.